CGCAAAACCACAUCGCAUCGCGAGCUCGGCCGGCGCACCACCUACCCUCCCCGUCCCCGGCUCCGCUGCCCCGCUCGCUCUCCGAUUCCGAACAGGCAAACCGCGUCGCCGCCCGCUCGCCCCGCGCUUCUAACCCCCACCCAACUCUGCCUCUGAUCCGACCCACCCACCCGCCCCGCGCCCGCGCGUUAAGUAUCCGCCUGCGUUCGUCCCCCCUCCAUCUGAUCUGGUUCCCACCCGCGGGCAUCACAUCCCCGCCGCCGCCGCCGCCGCCGCCGAAUCUCGCGCUCGCGGCGCGGGAUCUCGCGGGCCCCGGCCCCACGACCCGGCGGAUCGGGAUGAGAGUGGGGCGUCGGCGAUGACCGGCUCGGCGGCCUCGCUGGGCCUGCGGUCCGGGAGCUACGGCUCCCUCGCGGCCGCCGUCGGCGGCGGGAGGAAGGCCGGCGCCGCCGCCGCCUGCCGCCCGCUGCGCGGGGAGAAGGACCGCCUGCAGCUGCUGCACCGCGCGCUGCGGCUGGGCGGUCGCCGCAGGGCCGGCGUCCUGCUGCUGCUCGCCGUCGUGUCCGCCGCUGUCUUCUCCUCUCUCUUCGCCGUCGUCAAAGAUGACAGCAAUUCAAUCAGUAUCGUAAAUAAUUAUGAAGUACCAAAUGCCAUACAGAAGUCAGUGUAUCCCAGCACAACACGGCCUCUAAUGAUGUCUGGAAACCAAUACUCCACCAGUGUUGUCAACAAAAUCGAGCUUCCAAAUCGGCUUCAUCUUACGUAUGCAAACUUCACACAUCCUUGCGAAGGUUUCUCAGUCCCUCCUCCCCUGGUUGAUAAGAAACGCACUGGACCCCGACCAUGCCCUGUUUGCUAUGUUUCUGUGGAUCAGGCAUUUGCCUUGAUGCCCCUACAAGCUUCACCAUCACCUGUCGUAAAGAACUUAAACUAUGUAUCAGAAGAUGGUGUUACUGCAAAUUUAUCAAAUCUAGGAUCUGGAUUUGGAGGGCAUCCAUCUCUGGAGCAGAGAAACAAAUCUUUCAACAUUAAUGAGUCAAUGACUGUCCACUGUGGCUUUGUUAGAGGAAAGAAGCCUGGCCAAGGUACUGGAUUCGAUAUCAAGGAUGAUGAUCUGCUAGAGAUGGAGCAAUGCCGUGAGCUAGUCGUAGCUUCUGCUAUUUUUGGAAAUUAUGAUAUGAUUCAGCAUCCGAGGAACAUCAGUGAAUUUUCAAAGGCAAAUGCAUGUUUCUAUAUGUUUGUAGAUGAAGAAACAGAGGCUUAUGUCAAGAAUUCUAGUUCUUUGUACAAUAAUAAUAAAGUUGGACUGUGGAGGCUGGUGGUUGUCCGAAACCUCCCUUAUGAAGAUCCAAGGCGUACGGGAAAGAUUCCAAAACUUCUGCUCCAUAGGCUUUUUCCAAACGUGAAAUUUUCAGUUUGGAUAGAUGCAAAGCUUCAGCUUGUUGCGGAUCCCUAUCUCCUGCUUGAGAGGUUCCUGUGGAGGAAGAAUACCACUUUUGCAAUCUCUCGGCAUUACAAACGCUUUGAUGUGUUCGAAGAAGCAGAAGCUAACAAAGCUGCUGGAAAGUAUUACAACGCAUCCAUCGAUUACCAAAUAGAGUUUUACAGAAAUGAGGGCCUAACACAUUAUUCUCCUGCCAAGCUUCCCAUCACAAGUGAUGUCCCUGAAGGCUGUGUGAUCAUCAGAGAACACAUCCCCAUCACGAACCUCUUCACGUGCUUAUGGUUCAAUGAAGUUGAUCGCUUCACCUCCAGGGACCAAAUAAGUUUCAGCACCGUCCGGGACAAAAUCAGGGCUAGAGUUGGCUGGAUGCCCGAGAUGUUCAUGGACUGCGAGAGGCGCAACUUUGUCGUUCAGGCGUACCACAGAGAGCUACUGGAGCAGAUGAUUGCAUCAGGUAGGAUGCCCCCUUCGGGGGCUGUGGUGGUGACCGACGCAGCACCAUCUCGGAAAGUCCGGGCAGGUAGCAGGAAGGCUACUCCGUCGAAGAAGCCCUCCGUGAAGCGGAAAAAAGAGAAGAAAUCGAGCUCGCGACGGCGUCUCCCGAAACCCGUCGCCGGUGGUUUGGGUGCUAUGUGACCUAAGUUUUCGUCGAGUAGCAGAGUCUUGAUACUCCCACAGUCACACACUUAUACAGCGUGUACCGGAAUACAAACAAUGUUCCAUUACUUAGGUCUGGGGCUUGUAAUCGUGCCCCGGCGAAAUUUGUUCAUAUUACUCUUCAUCGUUGUUGUACAUAACAUCUCCAAACCAAUAUUCAAUUUUGUUCAUUGAUGUUA
Molecule: messenger RNA, 2280 nt
Organism: Zea mays
Lineage: Eukaryota; Viridiplantae; Streptophyta; Magnoliopsida; Poales; Poaceae
Exons: 9
Coding region: 359-2080 (573 amino acids)
Source: RefSeq, marked validated